Messenger RNA from Perca fluviatilis (European perch), 2653 nucleotides. RefSeq names its product tRNA-dihydrouridine(20a/20b) synthase [NAD(P)+]-like. Bases 227 to 1672 code for a protein of 481 amino acids. The transcript has 13 exons. Gene Ontology annotation, molecular function: flavin adenine dinucleotide binding; tRNA dihydrouridine synthase activity. Gene Ontology annotation, biological process: tRNA processing. Lineage: Eukaryota; Metazoa; Chordata; Actinopteri; Perciformes; Percidae. The record is from RefSeq and is a predicted model, not a curated record.
GGUCGUAAAUACACGCCUACAUUAUUUUUCCCGCAUGGUGGACUGUCGUUGUUUAUUAUUGUUCCGAUGCAAAGCUAGUUAUAUAUGUGUAGCUGUAUGUAUGUGACUAUGUGGGAUUUUACGGCGUAAUUGUUCUCGUCUUUGAAACAAUGAAAUAGAUGUCAGACGUCACAACCUGUCCAUGAACGAAACUAGCUACUCUUGUAUUUGAGCUUGUUAGCUUGUUAUGCUAGCUAGUUUACAACGCUGCUGGAGAGAAAUGAAGACCUCUAAUGGUAACACCAGUGUCAUGGACAUGUUUGAAAAGGGAAAGGUCCUGAAAAUAUGUGCUCCAAUGGUUCGAUAUUCAAAGCUCGCAUUCAGGUCAUUGGUGAGGAAAUACAACUGUGAUAUCUGCUUCACCCCAAUGAUAGUUGCUGCUGACUUCAUGCGAUCUGUCAAAGCCAGAGACAGUGAAUUCACUACCAAUGAGAGUGACCGGCCCCUAAUAGUGCAGUUUGCCUCCCAUGAUGCCCAGACUCUGGCUGAUGCAGCCUGUGUGGUAGCACCUUUCUCAGAUGGAGUUGACCUCAACUGUGGCUGUCCCCAGAGAUGGGCUAUGUCAGCAGGGUUUGGUGCAUGCCUCAUUAACAAGCCUGAACUUGUCAAAGACAUGGUCAGACAUAUCAGAAACCAAGUGGACAAUCCAAACUAUACAGCGUCCAUCAAAAUAAGAAUUCACAAGGACCUGAGGCGGACAGUGGAUCUGUGCCAGAAGGCUGAAUCAGCAGGUGCGUCAUGGAUAACAGUCCACGGCCGCACAGCAGAAGAACGCCACCAGCCAGUUCAUUAUGAUGCCAUUAAGACUAUCAAAGACAGCGUAUCCAUCCCUGUCAUUGCUAAUGGGGACAUAAAGUACCUCCGUGAUGUGGAGUCGACUCACCAGCUUACUGGUGUUGAUGGUAGACAAAAAAAAAUGACGCUGCAAUGGACUGCUGUGGCCCUCUUUCUCUACGUGGAGAUGGGCAUUCUUGCCCUCCUCUGUUUACCCUUCAUCUCAGCCAGGAGGUGGCAGAUUAUUUUCCAGCUGAGGAUCUGGAGCUGUGUUGCGAGGUUCUGGAACAGAGUGUUUUACACAAUGAUCAUAGUACUCAUUGUUCUCUUCAUUGAUGCAGUGCGAGAGGUGAGGAAAUAUUCAGCUAAAGAACUUGGCACAGAUGCCAGGUUGCAACCGAACAUGUUUGAUCACCUGCACAUGAAGCUUUUCAGAGCCCAGAGGAACCUCUACAUCUCUGGCUUCGCUGUCUUCCUCUGGCUGGUUAUGAAGCGAUUGGUCACGUUGAUUAACCAACUGGCAUCAAUGUCAGGCGCUACGGCUGCUCUUCAGGCGCAGGCUGAGAAUGCUAAUCAGGUCGCCAAGAAAUGCAAAGAGGACAAAGAGCUGCUGGAACAGACUCUGAUGAAAGGCAAGGGUGAUAAGGCUAUCGCAGAGGGAAUGCAGCUGUUAAGAAAAGAAGUGGAGAAACUUGAAGAAGAACUGAAGACCUCAAGAGAUGCCCUGAAGAACUCCAACAUAGAGGCAGAUGCGAUGAAGAUGCAGAUGGAUGGCCUCGCCAGGGAGUACGAAAGACUGCUGAAAGAACAUCAGGAGCUCCAGAAUCUUCACGACAGUGGAAACAAAAAGGACGACUAAUUAUUGUAAAAUCCUUCUUAAGUGUUUACAGCAAAUUAGCUCAAUCCCGAGAGAGCCACUGCCACACAUGCUUUACCUUCAUAUAACACCUUGUGUCAUAGUGCAUAUCAUAAAAACCAGGAUUGGCUCCUCUGAGAUACAGACGUUUGCUAUCAUCAGUAAUGGUUUUAAAGCAUAGAGUUGAAUUUUAAUCAUGGCAUCAGACUAGCUUAAAUGGAACGAGUAAUAUUGGAUGGUUUCCUGUUUGAGCCUGGCGCAGUGUGACUUAGAGGAAUGCUUUUUCAAGUGCACACUCUACCAGGCAGAUUAGUUGUGCGAGGGAAUUGGAGAGAGUUCAGUCAGUAAUCGACCCAGGUCUGAUCACAGAGCACUUAAAAUGUUAAAGAAAUAUGCAACAAGGGUGGAUGCUGUUUUAUGGAUUGUGUCAUUGGUGUUAGCCAGGUGCACACUGUAGAGUGCAAGAUUUGUCGAAAGCUAGUUCAGUGACAGCUAUGAAUGUAUUUUUGAUACUGAGUGUUUGCUUCUUUAUUUCUGUUUGUAUAAGGGACACCUGCUGCACCCACAUUGGUCUGAAAAACAGUUAUGUAAAUUCAGUCUGUACUUUGCAUGGCAGUGCAAAUAUAGUUUGCAUGUACAGUUGCACAUCACACAUUUUUGUUGUAUUCCAGCUGAUAGAUUUGUUUUUAAUCUAGUAUUGGUGGUGAGUCAUUAUGGUUGAAGUUUAGUUUAAUUUCCAUUAUCCAAACAAAGCCUUGCCAUUGUGAAAGAGGACCUCAAAUUGUAAUCACAAGAGGCUUCAAUGUUCCCCAUUUUUUUAUGAUAAAUAAAUAGGUUAUUGGGUUUACCAAAGUAAUUUUUCAAGUCAAAAUUGCAAAAAUGCCUCAUCAAAUUGUGUUUUGACAUUUCUGUCGAAGACAGAUGAAAGUGCCUUGUAGGUGGAUGUAUGUAAUACACUUUGUUUAAUAAAGCUACAAUUCUUCA